AUGAAAGACAACAGCAAAGAUAUCUCUAUUGGAAAUAGCAGUGAAAGUGGACUUGUUGAUGAGCCAGACGAAUUGAUAGCCCCACCAGUACAACAGGAACCGUCCACUACACAACCAUCGCAGAAGCAGCCAGAGUCAACGAAAGAGAAAACGUCAUCCACGGUCCACUCGAAGACUUUUGACCAUGGUAUUGACACAACCAAAAAGGAAUCUGACCUGUUGCUCCCACCGACUCGCCUUCACAACACUGACAAUGAUAUUGAUGUUGGUGUCGGCCUUGUUGGGAAGAGUUUGAUCCUCAAGCAAGAAGACGAAGAGCGUCACAGGAGCAACGGAGGUGUGGUGGAAGAAGCCGUGGCGGGUAGUCCUGACAUGGAGAGGAAUCAACUACCAAGAGCACCCGGUGCAGUUAUCACAACAGAAACCGUGCCACCUCAACUGCGUAGGGACCUCGCCAAGGUAAACACCCUUCCUGGGGCAGUGGCAGUGCAAGGGAUUCAGCAGCAACAAGAUGUAGCUUACUCUUCUUCUUCGGAGUCUGAAUCGGAAAGUUCAAUGAAUGACGACCCCAACAAUGAUGCAUCUGAUUUGGUGGAAGCAGAGGCAGUGGAUGAUGUGGAACAGCCCCAGGCUGUGGCUCAUCCUUCAACGGAUGGCACCCACAGAAGGGAAACCAUUACUCGGAAGUAUCAGGUUCGCCUUGCUGGGUUUCUGCUCUUGCUCUUGCUCGGUUGUGGCAUCAUUAUUGGUUCCAUUUGUGGGGCUGGCUUAUGUGGCAGCAGCAAUGAUUCGAAUGAGCCCUCAAAAACUUCCAGAGAUAUUCUCCAGGCACCCAAAAUGGAAAGCGCCAUUACUGGCAUCCUUGGACAGGACUACUUUGAUGGUGCGGAGGAAUCUGGAGAAGGCAAUGAUCAUGACUUAACUGAUUUCCUGAUGGAAACAAGGCAGAAAGCCUUCAACUGGAUUGUUAAUCAGGAUCCACGGCAAUUGGAAUAUGAUACACCAAAUUGCACGAGGCACAAGCCAUGGAAGGAGUGCACAACUCAUAUGGUGAGUACAUCAGUUAAGUUCUGCUAUGAACCAGCUUCCAACAACAUCUGGGGGGAUCAUUGGCUCUCUGCCAGCCAUGAAUGCCAGUGGGCUGGAGUCACUUGUGAGACUGGGCAAAAAGAAGAGAGAGAGGUUGUGAGACCACUAUUGGAGUUCCUCGAGUUGGCCACUAACCAAAUCUCUGGAACCAUCCCAGCAAGAUGGCUUGCAAAACUUACCGAUCUUGAUAUCACUUCAAACAGACUGACUGGGACAAUUCCAUCAGAAGUGGGGGCAUUCCCUUUGAGGCUUGGGUUGUUGACAAACCUGGGUUACCUUUUCUUGAAUGGCACCAGCAUAUCAGGAACCUUACCCUCAGAGAUUGGUCUGGCAAGUCAAAUGGGAUGGCUUGAGGUUUCCUACACCAAUAACAUGCAAGGGACACUCCCUGAAGAAUUGUAUGGAAUCAAAGAACUUGUGCAUUUGACCUUGGACAGUUGCAGCUUCUCUGGCACCAUCAGUUCAUCGCUUGGUCUUACGACAAACCUUCGGUCGCUGCACUUAGCCAACAACAACUUCCAUGGUACCAUUCCCAAUGAGAUUGGGGCACUGACAAAUCUGCAUCAGUUCCUGGUGAAUGGCAAUGAUUUCACUGGCACUUUUUCGGAAUCUUCAUGCCAAAAUUUGUAUGUUGAAGAAGUUGCCUCUUCCAAGAUUGUGGCUGACUGCUUGCCGGAUGCAGAAACUGGAGUUCCGGCCAUUCAGUGUGCUUGCUGCACUAGCUGUUGUGACAAUACAGGGUAUUGCAUUGACAAUUGA
Molecule: messenger RNA, 1848 nt
Organism: Seminavis robusta
Lineage: Eukaryota; Bacillariophyta; Bacillariophyceae; Naviculales; Naviculaceae
Source: the annotation of a GenBank genome assembly